Frankliniella occidentalis (western flower thrips) is the source of this 4151-nucleotide messenger RNA. Its product is annotated as longitudinals lacking protein, isoforms F/I/K/T. The transcript is spliced from 12 exons. Gene Ontology annotation, biological process: regulation of transcription by RNA polymerase II. Gene Ontology annotation, cellular component: nucleus. The coding region runs from base 236 to 3019 and encodes 927 amino acids. Lineage: Eukaryota; Metazoa; Arthropoda; Insecta; Thysanoptera; Thripidae. The record is from RefSeq and is a predicted model, not a curated record. Gene Ontology annotation, molecular function: protein binding.
AACAACAAUUAGCUCGAAGCCGCUGCUGUAGAGAGCGUUGGUGUCGCUCCGCCAUUUUAAAGAGAGCGUCUUGUUUAUAGAAAUGGCUGCCGUGGUUUGCGCCGAUAUUUUUGAUUUUUCUGUUUUUUUCCUGUCAAAUGUGUAUGGUCUUUGAAGCUUCGAGGUUGAGGUGCUGGCAUAAUCUGAUCUACUAACAGGACAGAAAUUUUGUUAAACUAUUGUCAUUAGUCCAAAGAUGGGGGGAACAAGGUUCAUGGUUCAGUGGGAAGAGCAUCCCUCACACCUUGCAACCCGAUUAGGACAGCUUUUGGAACAUCAAACUCUUGUUGAUGUGACACUCAUGUGUAAUACUCACACAUUACGAGUACACCGCGCUGUUUUGGCUGCGUGUAGUCCCUACUUUGAGUCUAUCUUACAACGUCAGCUCGGAGCCCAUCCUCUCAUAGUACUUAAAGACAUGCAGUUUUCUGUUUUGAAGUCGUUAAUUGAAUUCAUGUAUUGUGGGGAAACUAGUGUUACUGAGGACAACCUGGGAGCAUUGCUUCAGGCAGCAAAAUUUUUCCAGGUGAAAGGAUUGUCAUCCAUGACAAGAGAAGCACUAGGCCUUCCUGCUUCCCCUGCCAAACCUGCACCAACUCCAACUCCUGUACCCUUUAAUGGAGAUUUCGCUAAGAAAGUUCCCCAGGUAAGAACCCCAGCAUCUGCAAAAAAAAUUGGUAUGCAGACAACAUUGGUGUCAACAGCAGAGGUAUUGAACAAGCAGUUGAUUGCUGGGAACACCACCACAACCACAACAGCCAGCUCAGCGCUUUCACAAACUCGCAUCGCAGACUCGACAGCUGUUAAGGUGUCUACUGCUCAAGGUGUUUCUACAAUAUCCACUGAUACUGCCCAGCUGCUGCUUAAUCUCUCUGGUGCAGAAGGCACAUUGCCACAGUCAGUUAGUACAGUUGACACUCCACCUGUUCAAGUCAUUACACGUGGAGUGGCCACAACUGCAUCAACUCCAUCAAGACCAAUGCUCCAAAUGUCAAGCCGAAAUGUACGUGUGUCAAAUUUGCGGGGAUCAAACAUGAUGAAGAUUGAUGCUAAGUCAUUGGCUGAAAAAUCCAAAUUGGCUGAUGCUGCUGCUGGUGCUAGCCCUGGUGAUGAUGCUCCACGCAGAAGGGGACGUCCUUUGAAGAAACAGAUAAAUGUCAUGUUUCAGGAGAAAGUCAUAUCAGAUGCUGAGGUAGCUUUGCAGAAAGAAGCUGAUGCUAGUCGUCUUGCUCUGGAAGCUUUGAAGAGAGAGAUGAAUACUGGAGACCCGGGAAAUGCAGCUGCUGUUGAGGCAGAGUUAGUGGAAGCUGACGAAACCAGAUCCCAGGAACAAAUAGAUGAUAUGGUCUUAAAGAAUGAAGAGGAAUUGACUGAAGAAAUGACUGGCACUCAUACUCUUGUUGCUUCUGAGGACGGUAGCCAACAAUCUGAAGCCAGUACUGCCGAAGUUGUUUACCAAGUAACAGCAGACGGACAGGUGGUUGCAACUACUGCUGCAGGAACUGAUGCAAAUUCUGCAGGCAAUGUGGCUUCAUACAUGGAAGCAUUGAAAGAAGCCGGACUUCCAACAGAUCUCCCCAUUCUUCUUGACUCUGGUGAUGGCUCUUAUGUCACUGUAAAUGAAGAAGUCUUAAUGAAUAUCUGCAAUGGAGGGGUUAUCCACUAUCAGGUUGCUGAAGGCAACCUUGUUCAGGGUACAGAUGGCCAAGUUGUGGUUCAGGAAGGCGAAAAUGAAAAUGAAAACGAAAACGAAACUGAAACUGUUCAGGAGUUUCUUCAAGAAGAUCCAGAACAACCCAAAGAAACAACAAAAACAUCUCAAGCAUCAGUUAUCCAGAUGGCUGCUGAAACUAAACCUGUGGGCAAACGCAAUCGAGUGGUUACUCCUUCCGGUGGUUGUGGAUUUACCACUGCGAGACAAAUUGUUAAAGCAUCAAUGGACAAAUAUCGUCAGGAACAAGCUGGAGUCCGGAAAUUUGUAGUUAAAGAAAUGCAAGCUGCAGAACUCAUUUUGGAGCCAGGUGAUGAAGGUGUUACUCUAAGCCAAGAUGAACAACACAUUGUGCUGGAAGAAGGUCAUGAUGGCAUUCCUGAAGGACAUGAGCAAGUUGAGGAUGAGGAUCAACAGCAGAUGGUCUCAACCACAACCGUCGAGCAAACCUUAGUACAGACUGGUGCAGGUCAAGUGCAAGCACUACUACAAACAUUCAGUGAAGAUGGUGAAAGUCAGCAAGAGAUGGUGUAUCUUGUCACUGAAAAUGCUGACGAAGUUAUUGCCAGCGGGAACUUUGGAGAUGGCAACCACAGUUUUGUAGUUACUGAUGGAACCACUGUGGAAGGAGGACACACAUUUUCCAUUGCUGAUGGAAACAUAGUUGUUCAACAAGGACAGGAAGAGGCCGAAAUGUCUGUUGAGCAGGCCUUGGAAGCCAUGAUGGGAGGGUCAGAUACUUCAAAUCAUGACACUCCUAACUCCAACCAACAAUCGUCAGUUGAUGCUGAUAGCAUGCGUCUAGUCCUUGGUGACCCAGAUGACAAAUCCAAUGUUUUGUUAGGCAGCAGUAGUGGGGACAAAACUGAAGAUACUCUUGCUAUUUUGACUGACAAUGCAAAACUAGAAGACACUCUUUUAGAUGAUUUAAAUGAUGAUGAUGACGAUGAUGAAAACCCUAGCAAGGAUAUUCCUUUGGCAGUAGGGUUGCUGCCACUCAGAACUGCUCUUGAAAGAAUUCAAGCAACCCCUGAGCACCAACCACGUAAAACACGUUCCUCUAGUCUUACAGGAGAAGGUAACAAAGGUGGAAAACGAAAGAGCGAUUCAGAGAGUGAAAAUCUAGAGAAAAAGGCUCGCUCUGAGGAACCUGUUGAUAGUGAUGGUAUCACUGACCGUUUUGAUGUUGAGGAGGAAAAUUCUUCCAGCUAUGAUGUUGAAACAUCCCUUGGUGUAAUAACUGAAGACGGUUUAAAGAAUGUGCCAUGAUUGGUUCUCUAGGUUGACUAUAGAAGAUUUGAGCGUUUUCUUCAAGGUUGUUUUUUUUUUACGUCAAACCUUGCUGCCAGGAGACUUCCUGUGUCCAGAUUUUAUUAAUUGGCAUAAAUGUAUGCAACAAUCAAUGCGCUAGUCGUAGGCAAUGGUGUCUACUUCAUUCAAAUUUUCUUAAUUCUCUCCAGUUUUGCUGUAAAUAUUAAUUUUGUUUGAGGUUCUUUGGCAACCCAGAGGUCUUGGACCUUAACCCUAGCAAUGUUCAAAGUGGUUUUAUUUCUUUUGAAACUAGUAAAGAAAUGAAUAACAGACAUAUAAUUACCUGAUUCUUACUUUAUUAUGACUUCUAUUCAUGGUUUGCUUUUGUGUAGGAGGGACUAUAGUUUUCAACAAUAGCUCCUAAGACAUUUGAGAACAUGUAGUAAAUGUAAAGAUUCUGGAACAAGCCAUAUUGGUGAUUUGCAACUAAGUUGUGGCAAUGUCCUAAAGAAAUUUGUCAAUUUCACACUAUGCAAUAUUAUUUUGCUGUACCCAUGUGUGAGUACUUGACUGGGAAUUCCCCUUAUCCCUGGCACUAUUGACACUCAUUUUGUGACAGUGCCAGCUUUGUUAUCUAGUAAAAUUGUUUUACUCUCAUUAAAUCAUUAUCAAUGGUCUGCUUUAGUAAAAGUAAGAAAUUACUGAAGUAAUCUGAGCAGAGGACUGAUUAUUUCUGCUUUAUUUGUACCACUGUUGUAUCUAAUAACUUUUCAACAAAAAAAUUUCCUAUAAAUAUGGAUGUAUUUUAAUUUUGAAAAUAUAAUUAAUUAUACAUAUUGCAAAUAAAAGUGUAGUGUUAUAUAUUGCAAUUUAAGUUUUAUCUUAUUUUAUUUAUACUUGCCAGUAAAACUUGGUAAAGUCAAUUGUAAGUUACCAAUCUCUUUUGGCUGAAGUAAGGCAAGUAAAGUGUUUUCCUUGUGUUCCUGUGUUUAUGAAGUUUUGUAGUGUUUGGAGUUCUUAAUGGAACUUGUAAUUAUUAGCUUUUUACAUGCAGUGCUCAUCAUGCAAGGAAGUAAUUCUGAUAUUUCAUGCUGUUACUUAUGGGGGAUAUUCUUACUCAAUAAAGUUUAUUUCAGGACAGACCGUAUAA